Scylla paramamosain (green mud crab) is the source of this 8185-nucleotide messenger RNA. Its product is annotated as zinc finger protein 729-like. Gene Ontology annotation, molecular function: DNA-binding transcription activator activity, RNA polymerase II-specific; RNA polymerase II cis-regulatory region sequence-specific DNA binding. The transcript has 3 exons. Gene Ontology annotation, cellular component: nucleus. Gene Ontology annotation, biological process: regulation of transcription by RNA polymerase II. Lineage: Eukaryota; Metazoa; Arthropoda; Malacostraca; Decapoda; Portunidae. The coding region runs from base 461 to 5260 and encodes 1599 amino acids. The record is from RefSeq and is a predicted model, not a curated record.
ACCAAAAGAUGAUCACCUGAAGUUGUUUACUCAUGACGGGAAGAUCUCUGUUCGGGGAAUAAAUAAUGGGUUUCUUUCUUAUAACUUAUAUUUGACUGCCCUUGCUUGUCUUGCUGAUAUAUCAUAGUCACUACAGCCUAUUUGAUUCUGCACUGUGUUUGUUCUCAGCAUGCUUGAUGCAGUUGUGAGGGUUUUAGUGGGCCUGUAUCUCGUGUUAGUUUGUUUUAGUGAUAUAUCUUGAUCGCCACAAAUAAUUCGGUAUUCAGUCUAGUGUCUCUGUCAUUAUUUGGAUUACCGUUUCCUGAGCAUCCUCAUUAUGUGGGAGACAAAGACUACUUGUCCAUGCUGCUUGACCUGACUCCUGGAGAUCUUCUGAAGACAGAAGUGAUGAUUUUUUCUUUGAAGACUUCCAAGAUCUCUCAGCAGAGGCCACUUACAGAAGGAAACAGCAGAGACCAAGAUGAACAACAAGAAAUGUGUAGUCUGUGGCACCAUCCCAGAAAGUAAUGACCCUUGCAUACUUUUGCACCAUGGAAUUACAGAGCACACAGCCACACCCCUCAGGGAUAUGGUGGGUCCUGCAUUGCAGCAGGGACUCAACACCUCAGACAUCAUUUGUAUGCGGUGCCUCGACCUGUUUAAUGAGAAGGACCGCCUGCAGAAGCUGACCACUGAUAUGGACAGCCAUAUUCAAACCAAGAUCCAGGAAACUUCCAGGAAAGAAGUGGAUAGAAAGGAAGAUGCUUCAGGCUCUAUAAACAUUGUGGUUGGGAGUACAAGAGAAAAACAGGGUAUUAAAGACCAGCUUGAGAGUCAGUAUAGGAACAUGAGGGUGGCACUGUCAAGCUCUGACACAAUACAGACAUCACAGGAGAAAAAUGGGGAAGCAUUAACAAGUGCAUCCAAGAGACGCAGAGGCCGGCCACCAAAGGCUACUCAAUGGGUUGCUAAGAGAAGGGAGCCACCCCCACUGAUGGUGAACCACCGGGAAAAGAGGAAGCGUUCGGCUAAAUUCAGCACUUUCCUUGAGGUGCUGAAAGGUGAGAAGGAGUUUUACAUUGAGGAUGAAGGAGAUGAGCCUCGAGGCAAGAAGCGGAAUCGAGGAAAACGGAAAAGAACACUUGAGCCAGGCCCAGAUAUUGUCCAGGUAGAGCAAUCAAGGGAAGAGGGGUUAGAGAGAACAUGCAUCAUCCAGGUGACAGACAUGGAGCUAUCGCAACGAGAGAAGGAGCGGUUGGACCUAGAUGAAGUAGUGCAGGAGAUUCUGGGGAUUGGUGUUGACUCCACAUCCUCACUGAUCCCUAGCAUAGAUAGUUUAGGAUGUAGCAACAGAGAUGGACAGGAGGAGGUGGAGGAAGAAGAGGAGGAGGAUCUAAUUAGUGCCAUCAACAAGAUGAGUGCUGAAGAGGAGGAGGGAAGCAGUAGGGAUGCUGAAGAGAUGAAAGCUGGUCCUCAUAUAAAGCUGGAACCAACAGAAGAAAAGGAAUUACAGCAAACACAACAGCAGGAGCAAGACGACCCAAGCAAUGUUUGGCCUCAGAUCAAGAGGGAACCUGGGUGCUCUGUAACACCAUUUAUUGAGGUGACAGAGAUCAAAGAGGACCUGGCAGCAGGGAUACCCAGUGUGGAGGUCACUCUCUCUCAUGAUGGCAGUGACACCUUGCAUGCAACCAUCAGUGACUCUGCUGCCCUGUCUCAAGCUUCUCCCAGUGAUGCUGCUGAAACUCUUGAGGCUGACAUCAAGAAUGAGGAGUCCAAUAGACCAGCUGUUGGUGUCAAGAAAUAUCGAUGCAAGCUGUGUGCCUGCACCUUUCUAGGGCGGGAGGAUGCACGGCAGCAUGCCCAGGAGUGUCAUGGUGGAAACCUUUCCUUGACAGGCAGCAAGAAUGAGGAUAGCUUUAAAUGUAGUGAUUGUGAUCGAUGUUUUCCCACAGCACGUGGCCGUGACCGACACCACCUCCACAUGCACCUUAAGCACCAGCCAGCUCAGUGUCCCGAGUGUCCUAGUACUUUCAAUAGUUUUCGCCCUCUGGAGCGCCAUCUCCGUAAUCAUCAUGACAAGGACCCAAGUCUGUACUGUGAGCUGUGUGAAAUGGAGUUUGUUCUUGGUACUUCCUUGGAACACCAUAAGGAGAUAGUGCAUCCUAAUGUCCCCAGUAAGACCAAAGUGGUCAGAACUACCAACAACCAGAGAGCACGGGAGCCAGAGAAGCAGAAUCGAUUGAUCACAUGUCCCUUAUGCAAGGAGGAGGUAGUGGGAGCAAGGGCCUUCCGUCUUCACCAUCAGAAAAUGCACAAUGGUUGUGAGUACAAUUGUACUUAUUGCAACUAUAAAAGUGCCUGCUUCAGCUCCAUAAACAGGCAUAUGGUGAGGGUACACAAGGCCUUUGAUAUGAAGCUUUACAGUUGUCAGAGUUGUUCUGCUCGUUACAGUGUCCCAAGGGAUCUUGAAGAACAUUAUUUAUGUGUUCACAAUGUAGAAGCCACAUUACUCUGUCAGCACUGCGGGGAAAAGUUUGCCUGUGUGGACAUGCUCAGAUUUCAUCGCAACAGUCACAGGGCUUUUUCAUGUAAGUUGUGUCACCUGGGUUUUAUGAAGGAGGAGGCCCUGGAAUACCAUGUUAAAACUGUUCAUCACUGUGACCCAGUUGGGGGCACUGAAAGGACCAGAACUCAGUUGAAGAGUAAGGAUGUAAGUGCAGGCACCAAAAGUGACAAGAAAGAUGGCAAUAAUGAGAAAGAUGUAUCAAUACCAAAGGUGCUAGUCAUUGCAACUGAUGGUUCAGUGCAGGUGAAGGAGGAGAAGGAAGAAAGUGCUGAGCCUACAAAUGAUGUGACUCUUCACCUUCAGCAAACACGGGAGGGAGGCUUGGAGGAGAUGGACAUGCUCAAUCCCCUCAAGGGUCAGCGUGUGAAGGAUCUGCCAAAGAAGAUGAGCUGUCCUAUUUGCAAUAAAGUCCUAACAACAAAGUUCCUAAGGACACACAUGUUGAGUCACAAGGGCAACUUGCCCCACAAGUGUCGCUUAUGUGACAAGGCCUAUGCACAAGGAACUCUGUUACGUAAACACAUGAAGAACAGGCACUAUGAGGAGUUCCUAAAAUUAGGCAAUAAGAAUCCAAAAAAACAAAAAGUGGCUUGUGAUUUUUGUGAAGAAAUAUUCAAUGACAUAUACUCUUUGGAAGAGCAUUUAUGGAUGCACAUGGAUGAAAAAGCUUUUGAGUGCACAGACUGCAAGAUCAAGUUUGGUAUGGAGAGCAACCUUAGGGAACACUACAAGAGUCAUUACUUCAAGGAGGCCAAGCCAUGUCCUGUGUGUCAGAGAGAAUUCAAAUCCAUUGGGUUUUACAAUGAUCAUGUGGAGAAGUGUCAGAAACGAUGGAAGUGUGAACAAUGUGGCUUGGAGUGUGAUACCCAGGAAUAUUAUCGAAAACACCACAGAUCUGAGCACGGAGGUGAAAAUGUGGUGAGGUAUCAUUGCUCUCUAUGUGAGAAAUCCUUUGUGGAGCGCCAUCGCUAUGACGAUCACAUGAUUACCCAUUCGUCAGAAAAGGCUUUCACAUGCCACAUUUGUCUGAAGCAGUUCAAACGACAACGACCAUUGAAUGACCACUUAGUGCGCACUCAUUCAAAUGGAUUGUUCAUGUGCUCCUACUGCUCCAAGACAUUCCAGAAACAGCAAGAUCUUGAUGCUCAUAAACUAAAGCAUAAAAGGGAGUUUCCUUGUGCAUCUUGCAGUCAUGUAUAUUCUUCCAAUGAAGCUCUUCUCAAUCACCUGAUGGUCCACCAUUCAGAAUCUUCUCAUUCUUGUCAUAUGUGUGCUGAACCUUUCACCAAACAGAUUCAAUUAAAGAACCAUUUGGUGACCCAUAGCACCAGCACACCCCACAUCUGUCAGGUGGACCGAUGUCACAAAAUGUUUAGAUCAGAGGGUCUGUUGCGUAACCAUGUUGCUCGCCGGCAUCAUGGACUCCAUUAUGACUGUCCUGUCUGUGAUCGCAAGUUUAGUCUUGAAUCAGAUCAGAUUCGUCAUGUUGCAACGCAUUCCAAUGGAUCUUCAAUGACGUGUGAGGAAUGUGGACGCAACUUCCGCAGUGAAGCUUUAUUGGAAAGGCAUCUGGUAACACACACUCAAGAAAAGCCGUAUGAAUGCGGGGUUUGCCAGCAUGCUACCUCAACAAGACACCAAAUUAUGCGCCACAUACAAAGUGAACAUGACCUUCCUGAUGUCUCUUCUCAUGUUAUUGUGAACCGGUGGCGGUGCUCAAUGUGCGGCAAGAUGUUUGUGGUAAGGAAUUCAAUCAUGCGACACCUCCUGGACCAUGCCACUCAUGGUGUGGAGGCUCAGGGCCAUGCUGUAAAGACACGCCUCUCACCUUCAUCAAGCCUGGAGCUGUCACUGCCAUCUGGCUCAGUGGACCCAGCUACUGCUACUGCCUCCUUCCUGGAACAGGUGUCAUCUCUCAGCUGGCAGGACCUUACACGACUGCUGCGGUUCCAUGUCAUGGGUGACAACGAGAAUGACAAGGGGGAGGAAGCAACCAUCAAUACUGAUGUGUGGCAAUGUCCAGGAUGCCUCCAUGCCACACAGACAGAGGAUGAUAUGAGAGACCACUUGUUGGGAUCCUCAGAGUGUCAGGAGGCUGUCAUCCUGCAGCUAGCAGGUGGAUUGGCCACCACUGAAGAUACAGAGGAUGAAAAUAGUGCAGAGGAGCAAUUAAUUGAAGGUGAAGGAAAUGGAACUGUCCUCCAGCUGGCCAGUACUGAUGGAGGCCUCCAGUAUGUCAUCAUGCGAGAAGAUGAGGACACUUCACCCCAGAGGUUCAGUGAAGGCACCAAAGAGAUCCAGUCUGAAGGAGAGGAAGGAGAAAUGCAAGUGUUGGUGAGCAUGGAUGACAGUCUUCAGCAACUGCUUCAUCAAGAACCAACAAGUCCAAAUAUUCAAAUAAUUGUUGAAGAUUCUGCUCCACUAAAGCACUUCCUAACAGAAAAUGCAGAGGAAGCAGUAAAUCCAACAGCAAACACCUCACAAAAUGACAGUAGCCAGGACAGUCUUCCUGCAGAUGCCACCCUACUUAAUGGAUCAGAGGUGCUGCUACAGACUGUUGAUGGAAGGCUGGUUCUUCAACAGACUGUUGGUGGAGUAACACAGUAUCAGCUUGUGGAAGGUGUCCCCACCACAGCCAUAGAAGACACUGCACCUACCCUCAUCCCUGACCACUCUUCUACUCUGGAUGAGGAAUUCAUAUUGUCAAAUUAAAACUACCUUAGCAGGGAGAGGCACUUGCUGGUGUUGGCAGAGGUCAUCAAUUUAAGAUUUUUUUUUUUUAUAAGGAAAAAUAUGGACAAACAUUGUAUAAACUGACAAGACUGACUGCAAUAUUUUGGAAAUAUUAGUUUUCCUAAGUGCCAGAUUAAUGGAGUUAGUUUGUGGACUGAUGAGAUAGUUCAUUGGGACUCAUGAUGUUACACUUCUUUGUUGUCUUUUGAUUUACAUGACUGCCAGUGCAGUAACUUGUGCUUUGAACUACUGAGUCUUAAAAGGAAUAGAUGUGUAGAAGAAAGUAGGUGGGAAUUUAACUCCUAAGGUGUCUUCUAUUUACAACACUGAUCAGCUCUAGAUCAUUGAUCUGGAUCUGGACCUGAUUUGGAUUUACUCGAGGUAAAAAGAAUGUUUGUGGCCAUUACUGAUCAAAACAAUAACAACACAAGCAGUCCCAGCUGCCCAGCUGUCACAAGUGGCAGACUGUUGAUGCUUGCCACUGUGGUCUAAGGAAGUGUCAUUGAGGACUACAGCCUACUGUACAUUUCCUGAGGAAGUUGGGCUGAGAAGGCCACCAAUGAGCCCCAGCCACAUGCUUACCCAGGCAGCACGAGUUCCAUGCCUGACCAUGAAUGUUGUAUAAUGAGGUUUCACAUAAAGCUCUCUUCACACACAACAUGCUGAAAGUACUCAAUGUGGUGAAGUACAGAAUGGUAAAAUGAGAAAAUAUUCAGAUGUAAGUUGAGGCUAGCCUGGCCCAUGUGCUGAUACUAUUGACACCAUUACUAAGGCACUUCCAAAGUAGAGAUGUAUUAUUUUCGACAGAACAAGUAUCAAGUAUUAUCUUCCUUUGCCUCAUCAUGUAGCCAUUGGCAAUAAUGGCCACAUAAUUAUAAGCAGAAGUCAUUAAACUAAGGCUUGAUGUGGCUUGUUAUAUUUUCCUUGUUUCUGGCAUCUGUCACUACCACUAUUCACAUUCUGUGCUCAUAGCAGCAUUCUGCAACAAUUCAUUACCAUUCACUUUGUUCCUCAGACAUAUCAGCUGUUUUCUUGCCGUGUAUUCCCCUAAAUAAGUCCUUAGUAGAGGCUGCUCAGCUGCUAAUAUGGCCGCUGCCAGCAGCUUCAACAAGUGUUGUCUGCUCUAAUCCACCUCCGGACCCAGAUCACCCAGAUCAUAAUCCAGAUCACUCAGAUCAGGGCAAAUCCAGAUCAAGAAGUAAAUAGAGCAUGGGCCAUGCUGCUAUAUCAGUGAUCUGAAACGGAUCAUGGUAAAUAGAAGACACCUCUAAUGAAAUAUUUGAGUUAGUCAUCAUAACAAAAAAAUCUUUUCAUGUCUCUCGAUCAUUUCCUUUAUGCUUAGUGUUUUCCUCUGAUUUGUUUCACAAGACAUCUUUUCCCACAUCUACAUAUGUGAGGUUGAUGCUUUUGACAGCACUCCUUCAAGCAACCAGGUUCUAUAUUCUUAAAUGCAAUGUUCUCUCAUUAGGACUAUUUUCAAAGGGCACAUGAUUAGUUGGGGUCUUAUGGGUUUUCCAUGAUGGUAAAUCCUUUUUAAACUAUAUUGAAUCAUAAAAUCUUCCCCCCCCCCAGUAAUUUCUACUACAGCUGUUAAAAGUAGUAGAGUUAUGGUGCUGAAAUGUUUAGGAAUAUAGACCCUGGUUGUCGUAGCUGGACACAAUAAAAGAAAAAAUCACAAUAACUGAUAGAUCGAUAAUGAUUACCUUAUCGGCAAUAACCGAUAGUUGAUAACUGGUGAUAAAUUCAUCACUUGACAACCGAUAAAUUGAUAAAUCCAAAUUCCAAUACUAGCAAUAACAAUACUGAUAUUUCAAAUAAAAAAAAUGAUCCAAAUCUUUAUUUUUAUCUUUAUCUUAGAAAACAGAAAAUCCUUGGAAAAACUGUCUCUUCACUAAUGAAAAAUAUUGUUUUAAGUAAAAUAGCUACAUUUGAUUUUGAAAGCUUAAAGCUUUAACAUGCUCUUGUUCCAAAAACUAAAAUUAUGAACUAUAUGUUUGGAACCAAAAAUAUCAGCUAUACCAGUAAAUCGAUAAUGCAGGAAAAAUAAUUAUUGGAUAAUCAAUAACUCUAUACUGUUACUGUGACAAUUUAUCGCAAUAAUGCCCACCUCUGCUGGUUGUACACAUUGUCCUUCAGCUGUUGUUUCUCUUUCCAUUCCUCCCUAAUGCAGUCAAUCCAACUGUGCUUUAGUGUUUCUCUUUAUCUCCUACAACUCCAUCAUUGUUCUCCCUACACAUACUAUGACUUUGCCAGUUGUGCUAAGGUGAUCACAGAAACCCAAGUUAAAUUUUUUUUUAGCUAUGAGAGGCAUCCUUGCCAGGUAAAGACUCACUGACAGUGAGGCACAAACUACAGCGCCUUUGACAUUGGGACCAUAAUAAUUGUCAGGUCCAAAGAUAGUUUCUUGGGCCUUCAUAUCCCAAGUCACUACACUGCCACUCCAUCAGCAAGGAAACUGUGUGCAGACAUCAGAUAUUUGUUGCAAGCAGGUUAUAAUGGCCAGCUUAUGGAUUUUGAGUGGAGCCAAGGUGAUCAUGAAAAACAGUAGUUUUGUCAGCUUUGUAUGUCUUGCCACUCUAUCAGCAAGGGAAUUGUGUUCAUCAGGUGCUUGUUACAGGCAGGUUAAAUAGUACAUUCAGAGUUUGCAGGUAAAGCAUUGUUUCCUCUGCAUGUUUGCCACUGGACAUGUAUUGCAGCGUGCAACAUUCUGACGAGAACCGUCAAUCCUUUAUACAAAGAAUGCAACAACAUGUAAAUAUAUCAAUUGUAUUGAUUGCUGGUGUUGCUAUGUAAAUAUGUGAUGUAAUUGAAUGUAUAGAAUUGUGUUGGCUCAAAGAUUUGGUGCUCAGUCCGUGAGUGCCACAAGAGGCCAUGUAAUAUAUUCAUAAACUGGCAUGAUGACAA